AUGAAGCAAAAUGACUAUGGCAUGAGGCUAACAAGACAGCUGGACAGAUUCAGGGGACAGCGCUGGAAGACUUCGGAUAAAAGUGAUGACAGCUUUGACUUUGAAGUCCACGUCAUGUUUGACGAUGCCUUCAAGAAUGUUACAGACAGGGAGGCGGGCACCAAGAAGAGAGUGAUUAAUGAAUAUGUUGAGUCACUUAUCCGUGCUAUCGAUGAAACUUACAGUAGAAUAUUUCAGAAAAAUAUCUCGACAAACUCUUUGGGUGUUAAAGAUGAAAGUUGUGCUUCAGGAAGGAAAGUGAUUUCCACUCCCUAUGGAGGACGACUUUGCUACACUUUACCUUGUGGAAAUUAUCUACACAUCCACCUGAAAGACACACAGUUUGUCCCAAACCGGAAAAGAUGGUCACAGGUGAUGUGCAUGUACUAUCUGCUGGGCUGGAGACUGUACAGGAAGCACUUUGUCUGCCAACAGCUGCAUCCAGAGGAUGUAACUAAAAUCCAUGCAAGGCUGGAGGUGAGUAGGAUGUGAAUACUGGUGGAGAAACACAUGAGGCUGAACUCCACGUGGAGCAAAACUCAACUCUCUUCUACUUCACAGACUGAGAAAAAGAACACGUACAUUCUGACUCUGGAUGGAGACACAGAAUUCCAGCCGUCUGCCGUGACUCUGCUGAUCGACAGACUGAGGAGAUACCCUGGAGUUGGAGCAGCUUGUGGACGGAUACACCCAACGGGGUUUGGUCCGAUGGUGUGGUACCAGAAGUUUGAAUAUGCCGUCAGCCACUGGCUCCAGAAGACAGCUGAACAUGUGCUGGGCAGUGUGCUGUGCAGUCCAGGUUGCUUCAGCUUGUUCAGAGCCACAGCCCUAAUGGAUGAAAAUGUUGUGAAAAAGUUUGCGACAAAGCCCACGACAGCUGUGGAGCAUCUACAGUUUGAUCAAGGUGAAGACCGCUGGCUUUCCCUCUUGCUGCUGCAGCAAGGCUGGAGAAUCGAAUACUGUGCAGGAUCCGACUCCUAUACCAAUGCCCCUCGGGAUUUCAAGGAAUUCUUCAACCAACGGCGACGUUGGGAUCCAUCAAAAAUAGCAAAUGCCGUUGAGUUGUUGGGUAAUGGAUUUGAAGCUUCAAGGAAAAACCCAUCCAUUUCAAAACCAUUUCUCCUCUACCAGAUCUUAUACUUGAUGGCAACGUUUGUGGGGCCAUCUACCGUCUGUUUUCUGAUUGCAGCUGCUCUGUCGUUCUUCACUGGGUGGAAUUACAACUGGUGCCUGGUAGUUUCAACAAUCCCUCCAAUAAUUUAUCUCAUUAUCUGUUAUACGGCAACACCCGACACUCAGAUCACAGUGACAGCUGCCUUUACUGUCCUUUAUACCCUGGCGAUGAUUGGCGCAGUUUGUACCGCUUUUAGCGUAAUAAUCAGUGAAGGAACAAUCGUAUCACCAAUUGGUAUUUUCAUUACUGCCCUUGUACUCCUUUACUUCAUCACUGCACUGCUGCACCCAACUGAAAUGCCUGUAGUUCUGUAUGGACUGCUCUAUCUCCUUUGCAUUCCCACUGCCUCCAUGCUGCAACCAAUUUACUCCCUGGCAAACCUGCACGUCACAUCUUGGGGAACGAGAGAGACCAGGGCAAAGGAAGAAAAUGGAAGCGCACCCAAGGAUCGCCACCUGAAAUACAAAAUAGGUCGCUGGUACCUUGAAUGGGUAAUUCAUGGUCGGAAAGCUCAGCAUCCCACUAAAGAGACGCUUGAGAGGUAAAUAUCAUUUAUGAAAUACUGUGGCAUUUGAAGGCUGUCAAAAAAGUGUGACAAAACUGUUUGGGGCAUUGUGCUAAUUGAGGGUGAUUGCAUCCUGCUGCAUUAUCAUGGUGGGGAAUGUCAAUAAGCUUUUCCAUGGUCUUAUUGCAAGUGUUAAAGUUUAGUUUAGUUUAGAAAUACAGUGCAGAAACAGGCCCUUCGGCCCACCUAGUCCGCCCCGACCAGCGAUCCCCGCACUUUAAUACUGCCCUGCCCACACAUGGGACAAUUUUACAUUUAUACCAAGCCAAUUAACCUCCAAACCUGUACGUCUUUGGAGUGUGGGA
This is a messenger RNA of Leucoraja erinaceus (little skate), 2083 nucleotides long. Its product is annotated as chitin synthase chs-2-like. NCBI's taxonomy places the organism in Eukaryota, Metazoa, Chordata, Chondrichthyes, Rajiformes, Rajidae. The transcript has 8 exons. Gene Ontology annotation, molecular function: chitin synthase activity. The record is from RefSeq and is a predicted model, not a curated record. Gene Ontology annotation, cellular component: cell septum; cell periphery.